Molecule: messenger RNA, 3748 nt
Organism: Diceros bicornis minor
Lineage: Eukaryota; Metazoa; Chordata; Mammalia; Perissodactyla; Rhinocerotidae
Gene: GOSR2
Product: golgi SNAP receptor complex member 2
Exons: 6
Coding region: 443-1057 (204 amino acids)
Biological process (GO): vesicle fusion; intra-Golgi vesicle-mediated transport
Cellular component (GO): SNARE complex; ER to Golgi transport vesicle membrane; late endosome membrane
Molecular function (GO): SNARE binding; SNAP receptor activity
Source: RefSeq, a predicted model, not a curated record
GAGUCCUUCCGCCCGGGCGCUGCCGGGGACAGCUCGGAAGUGCUCAAUCUCUGGCGGAAUGCCCAGGUCAGCGGCGGACGAAGGGUCCGGCCUGGUGCCCGGGGACGUUGGCCGGAUGGCUCCUGGCAUCUUCGAGGCCGUGACUACCUCCUGGGUAGAGUAGUUGAAGGGAAAGUCGCACCUACCGGUUGUAAUACUUUGUCCAGCACCUGCCAACUCUGCUCCGGGUUGACAGAGCUGGUGGAGAGUCAGGGCCCUUGCACAGAGGAGUUUACUGUUUAGUUGGAGAAUCAAAGCACGUACGAAAAAAGAUCUAACGUGUGGCACGAUGCGGUAGAGGGUAAAUGAGCAGUACAAACAGGAUCUUCUUAAGCAGUUUAGAAGGAUCCAUUCCUGAGCUAAGGUCGUCAGAAAAAGUUUCAUUAUAUUUCACAGCUGCUAAAUGAUGCGGGUCCACGAGAUCCAGUCUCACAUGGGACGCCUGGAGACGGCAGACAAGCAGUCUCUGCACUUAGUAGAAAACGAAAUCCAAGCGAGCAUAGACCAGAUAUUCAGCCAUCUAGAACGUCUGGAGAUUUUGUCCAGCAAGGAGCCCCCUAACAAAAGACAGAAUGCCAAACUUCGUGUUGACCAGUUAAAGUAUGAUGUCCAGCACCUCCAGACUGCUCUCAGAAACUUCCAGCAUCAGCGAUACACAAGGGAGCAGCAAGAGAGGCAGCGAGAGGAGCUUCUGUCUCGCACCUUCACCACUAACGACUCUGACACCACCAUACCGAUGGAUGAAUCCCUGCAGUUUAACUCCUCCCUCCAGAAAAUCCACCACGGCAUGGAUGACCUCAUUGGAGGCGGGCACAGUAUUCUGGAGGGACUGAGGGCCCAGAGACUGACCUUGAAGGGAACUCAGAAGAAGAUCCUUGACAUUGCCAACAUGCUGGGCUUGUCCAACACAGUGAUGCGGCUCAUUGAGAAGCGGGCUUUCCAGGACAAGUACUUUAUGAUCGGCGGCAUGCUGCUCACCUGUGUGGUCAUGUUCCUCGUGGUGCAGUACCUGACAUGAGCCAACCAAGCCCAGUGGCUGAAUAACAUUCCCGCUGCGUGAGAGUGUGUGUGUGAAAGAGGGGGGCCCAGAGGCUACCUUUUGAAAUGUAUGUCCCUCAUAACUGUGAAGACCACUUAGAAGUAAUUAUGAUCUGUAACCUAGUGGGAAUUUCAAACCUGCUGUUUUCUGUGACAUCUUGGAGGGGCAGUUAGUGCUACCAGGAUGCGCGGUGCUUAGGAAAUGAAAGAAGUACCUGUUCUCUCUCACUCUUACUCUCACUCUCACUGGGGGAGGAAGUGAUGUAAGGGAAAGGGAUGAAGAAGGAAGGGGGAGGAAAAGAAUGGCUUUGGUGGUUUUGUCCACAGAGCUGAUGUGCACCCCGGGAAGGCUUUCAUGGUGAGCCUUGUGGACAGGACUUCCACACUCUGGCCUUUCUGGCUCCUAGGCUAGAGCAGAAGCAAAGAGAAGAGAAAGAGGCCCUCUUUUUCUGUGUCCAUUAUGGUCGAUGGAUUCACAUGCCCUUGCUACUAGCCACUUCCCUCUCCCCCCAAAUGACAUGUAGAUGACUGACUGCUAAUACUUGUCAUCCUCUCCUAGGAGCAGCUACCUAAAGGAAAUAGGCAUUGAUGCUGUUACUGACAGCAAGAUUUUCCACAUUACAAUUGUUGGGUGUUUCCCCUUUCUAAAAUGAGGCCCCUGUUACUCCCUGGGGGUGUUCAGUCUUGAGACUGAAGACCCUAAUUACUGAUUUUUUUCCAGUAGCUAAUAGAAUUGUUGGCUUUUAAGGUUCCAAGACUGCAGCCUGGCACCCAUGCCCAGGCUUUGGUGGGCCUUUGCCCCUUAGAAAGAAGCUGUGAGCAAAGGUUAGUAAUUUGUCAGUUAUAGUCUCAUCUCUAGUCUUAGCAUCUCUAAUUCUUUGGCGCUCUUCCCAUCCUUGAAACAUAUUGGCAACUGUCAGCUGAGCCCCCAUUCUGCCUAGCCAGCGUGGGCAGAUGCCACCCUGGAGACUUCCCUGGUGUAUAUGUCUUUGUGAGACUCUGUUUUCAGGGACCAGGACCUUUUUCCUUCUGUGACCAACCCUAGAUUAGACCUUUUUUCUUCUGUGACCAACCCUGGAUUAAGGCUGUACCAAUACCCAGUGUAUUGUGGAAUUUAUUGUAAAGCCAGUGUGUUUAAUGGGAUUAAUUGCUGAAAGUACCAGAAAGACCUGGUUAGCGUAUUUUUUCAUCUAUCACAGGCCUUACCGGCGCUAGACUCAGUAGCCUUAUGGCAAUACAUAAAAUAACACUCAGAAUUUUCCAGAAGAACUGGAAACCUAGUCAGUAUUAACCCCACCUUUUGUUGUCUUGCCUCACCUACUUCCUGUCUUUGUCUCCUGUCGUUUGAACUAUCUUCUCUUCCCUUUUCUGUAUGUCUUCCAUUCCACCUCCCUUAUUUACCUCCCACCUGUUUCUGUAGCAGUAUUGGUCUUUUCAGGCACAUCUGUGGCAUGGAUCCCCUUUUGAUAAAUGUUUCUUAAUUGUCACAGAUUUUUAACAUGAGUUUCCUGGUUACUGAUUUCAUCCUUUUGGUGAGAUUGCCAUUGCUCCUACCCCUCUGGGCUAAACAGGACCCCUGGGUUUCCAAGGAAGGGGGAAUCCAUGACCCCCUCAUGAAAGGCUUGAGGGCUCUGCUAGAGUGAAAACGGUGGCCUGGAGGUGGACAGAGGGGUGAGGCGUCUUCAGACCUAGAUCUAACUUUGGGGAGGCACAGUUUGAAAUUUCCCUCACACCCAGCACGCCUGCUCUCCCAGGGACCCAGCACAGGGCUCUUAGCAGUCCAUAAAAUAGAUUUUUAAACUGCGCAGUCCUGGCCGUCCUAUCCCAUGGGCACCUGAGGAUCCCGCCAGACAGCACACUUUGGAGGGAGGUGUACAAGGAGUAGUUGAGCCAUUUGGACUUGAACUCAGGGAGGUGGAAACCCCCCGCCCUCCCCUGGCUGGUGUGACAUCCAUUUGUAGUGUACACCAGUGUGUUCCACACUUGCCUUUGUAGUGAUUGUUGGCCUUGAUGAACCAGAAGUAAGGCCUUCCUUCGUGCUGCACCUUCAGAGCCAUUCUCCCUACUUCGUGAUAAAAAUUGUGGAGGUAGUUUGUGGGUCGUUACCGCCUGGAGCUAGGGAACAGCAGCCACAGUGUGUGUGGAGACCCAAGGGCACUGAGACCUCAUGUGGUUGCAUGACUGCCUUCCCUCUCACACGGCUUUCAGUGUCUGGUGAGAAACACACCUUGGCUGACCCGGCACUUCUGUCUCCACAGUCCCCAGUAUAGGGAAGGGUCCCAGGCCUGGGAAGGAGCACCCCCUAGUGGAGUUGGGGUGAAUUCUUAGAUAGAGCUGGUGCAAGAAUCUCUAGUAGACAGCCUCUGUGAGCUUGUCUGGGAUGUUGGUGUCUCUUGUGGUUUAAGACAGGUGGGUCGUCAAGGAACUUGGAAAUAUCUUCAUUCUGUGGACGUUUACUGCAGGUGUGACCACCUUAAGAAAAGCCAAACUCAAAGGCCAAGUAAGUAGGAGUAUCUUGAUCUUACAGAAAGCUUCACUGCUAGGUUUUUUUCCUAAGUCCCUUGCCCUAAUGAAUUUAAACGGGUUUGGUUUGCAAUUUGGAUUUACACCCAUUGUUUUUGAAACACGUCAGUUGAAUAAAGUUGAGAUUUAUUUUAUUUAGAAAAUUAUA